Molecule: messenger RNA, 12325 nt
Organism: Aethalodelphis obliquidens (Pacific white-sided dolphin)
Lineage: Eukaryota; Metazoa; Chordata; Mammalia; Artiodactyla; Delphinidae
Gene: TNFRSF19
Product: TNF receptor superfamily member 19
Exons: 10
Coding region: 7736-9286 (516 amino acids)
Biological process (GO): positive regulation of JNK cascade; positive regulation of canonical NF-kappaB signal transduction
Cellular component (GO): plasma membrane
Molecular function (GO): signaling receptor activity; protein binding
Source: RefSeq, a predicted model, not a curated record
GCACCGCGCUCAUGUUUCGUUGUGGCUUUCAGUUCGCUUUUCCUGCGUGUGCUCAGAAAAGAUGGUUUUAGUGCAGAGAGCACGAGCAUUUCUGUGCUUGAGGACUAUGUGUAUGGAUGAGAGGAAACACGAUACUCGGUGCCGGUUUAGUAGUUUGUACAAAGGGUUUGCAAUCUGUCGCGCACAUUUUACUUGGAAAUGAGUUGUUCCAACAGGACAGAAAGGGAGAGAGCUAACUUUAGCAAUCACCCGCCGCUGCAGAGCCCGAGGUCUGUAGGCUGUAAUUGCUCUAAGUAUUUACAGGUUGCUUUACUUAGUAAACGGGCGGAGGAACUCUACUGGAUGCCAAUGUUUUCCUUGUUUUCUCACAGAAAAGAGUACAGUGCAUCUCUGGCAAUACUGUUUGUUUAUUUAUUCUCUCACCUCCAAGACUACAACCUAUCAAAUACAUUUCCUUAUGCAGUGUGUAUCCUCAAAGGAAUCACUGGAGAGGCAUUCAAGUAUGAUUAAAGCCUUUUCUGGGUAAAACUGAAGAAUUUUCAAACAGGGAGGUUUAAGUUGUGCUAAGUUUGUUUUAAAAAAAAAUCCUCUAGUGGUUUUCUGGAACCUUUGGCAAUAGCACAAGCCUCAUGUACAGAAACAUUCACAAAGUUACUAUUCCUAAAUUAAAAUGUACUUUCAAUGUAGUGACAGCUGUUGUGAGUUAAAAUUUGCCAACUCUUUAUGAAAACUGAGUAAUCAACAGUUAUGAUGUUACAUACAGUUUUUAGCGACAUUUUCACUUUAGUUGACGCUCAACAUGGCAAAACCAAAAUAUAUUGCUGUGCUGAAUUUGGAAGUUAACUUGUUUUGUCAAUUCAGUGAUCACAUGCGUGCACGCGUGCACACAGAGUGAAGUCUUUACAUCGAGAUGCAAGAAAAUACAGUGGAAAUGUAAGAGCACCAUGUUCACAUUAGUUCAUUUUAAUAUUCUGGUCUUAAUUUUGGGGGGUAAGAUAUUUAUCAUCACAAUAGUCUAUUUUAAUGCUAGCCGAACCACAAAGAAAGUGUAAGUGAUGAGAGAGAUGGGUUAUUCUUUAGUCUGAAAUUCUGAUGAGACAGGAAGGGCCUAAUGAGUCUCAUUUCACGUGUAAUUAAUUUUUCAGAGCCAAUUAAUUAAAUUACUUUCUAAACUUUCCUCCUGAUAUUCUAAGGAGGAUAAUUAGCAUUGUUUGCUUAAUUUUAAAACUUAUAGCAGUUAAGUGGAGAUUAUUUAAAACCAUACCAAACUGACUAUAUUUUUAAGAUGUGUCGGUGAGAAUUUGAAAGAUUUAACUGUUGUUUUUAGUCAUGCCAAGAGAGGCAUUUAAAUUUUUGUUCUACUGACAAUGUGACAAAGCAUGUUCACAAAAUCCUGAAUUAUCAGCUUAGGUUGAUUUUUUUCAUUUGUUUGCUGAAAAAGUCCUCUUUAAAUCACAAAAGCAGUAGUAAUGUUCACAUUAGGAUAAAGAAAAUUAAACUUUUAAUAUAAUGACUGGAGAAGAUGCCCAAAGAAAUAGUGUGCUUAAGAACUCCGUCAUUUAGUUCAUGUUUGGGACUUAAAAACAUUUUUUUAUGACUGUUUAUUCUGCUACUAGGUUCAUUCUAACAAGCAGACUUCCUUCAACACAACAAAAGGGAGAAUUAGCAAUUAUCUGAUUAAUUUAGGUUUUGUAGAAAACUAGCUUGGGCGAGUCAAGUCAUUGAAAAUUCACUUCAGUGUCUGAAUUAAUUCAGUUAAUUGUGUACUUCUUGUGUCUUGGUUGAGAAAUGAAACAGAUUGUAUUUGAUUUUAAAAGAAAGAUGCCUAUUGCUGAACGUACAGGUACAGUCUCAAAAGCUGUCUCUGAGUGAAUUUCCACCUGAAGAUCUUGACUGUGGUUUAAGAGGGGAUACUCCAUAAGGCUUCCACUGAACGGAACCCUUACAUUACAUUUUUAAGCACUUUCCUAUCUGUUGCUUCAAUGGCAGCUUUGUUACUGCAGAGAGUCCAAGACUUCAAAAGACUUAUUUCUAGUCCUGAUUCUGUCACUGAUUAGCUAUGUGACCUUGAGGGAUUUGCUUCACUCCCCAGUGUUCUCAUAUGGGAAAUGAGGGAGUGGAUCAGAUCAUCCUCCUGAAAUAAGCAGGGUGGAAGUUUUAUAGCCAUCUUACAGAUGAGGAAACUGAGAUUGCAGAAAAGUCACUUGACUUUCUUAACUAAGUUACAUGGCCUGUUUUCCAAGCCCUGGUCCUGUGUCCUUCCCAGUUCACCAUGGAUAUUUUCCAACACCUGCUAAAACAAAUGCACUGCUGACUGGAGAACAGUUUGAAAGAUCAAGAUAACCACUUCCUUCUGCUGUGCAGUUUUUGUUUCUGUGAUAGAUGUGUCAGUCAACUGGAUUAGUCCGCUGACUUCCAACAGUUGCUUUUGCUUCCGUAUUUCUAACCAGUCUGAACACAAUUACUGCUACACAUAGUUUACCAUGACAUUUAAAAUAAUUUUCACAAAAAUUUAAUAUAUCAAUGCAAUGUGGAAUUAUAUAUAUUCGUGUGUCUGUGUGUAUAUAUACGUGUGUGCACAUAUAUAUAUAUUAUGUACAUCUUUUGACAUUAUAUGCACAUCUUUUUGUGUUUCCAAGGAAUUGACACUUUCUUAGAAGAUGUCAGUGGUGUGCAUGAAAAGUUCAAUAGUUAAUUAAAGGCUGCUAUUCCUCCAGGGAGAUUCCCAGUGGGAUUUUGUGAGAUUUCAGUUUACAUAUUCAAUAUGGGCUGGUACAUGAUAUAUAUUCCCUAUUACAUUUGAUUAUGUUAAGAAUCCUUGAACAUGUUUUCACUAACUCCUUCUGGGUUUUUUCUUGAAAAAAAAAAGGAAUAUAUUUCUUGUGAAUAAAUUUAUUUAUUGACUAUAAAUUUUACACAUAUGCACUGCUCUCAAGGCCAAAUAUCUCUCAUGUCUUAUCACCCUCAUAAAGGUUUCAUAUAAAGCUUUACAGAUUAUUACUUAGUAACAUUCACUAAUAUUUAUUAAUGUGCUAGUUAUUAAUUCAAUAAUAUUUAUUGAGUACUUGUGUGCAAGGCACUCUGACGGUAUUUUUCAGGACACCAUCUCAUUUAAAUUUCCAGCAAUUAAGUUUGUCAUUCCAAUUAUACAGAUGAGAAAAGUGAGGCUCGGAGCGAUUAAAUAACAGGUGCACGGUCACAGGGCUGGUUAAGUGGCACCACUAGAGUCUAUCUGAUUGCAAUUCGGGUUCUUUUGUUCUAGGGCUGGGCAGUUAAUUCCUUCUAUUAUAAGAAUUACAUACAGCUGAACUUAACUGUUAGCAAACAUUACAGCCAAAAUUUGGCAAAAACGUGCUCUGUUUUUCUUUCUUUCCUUCUUUUGGUAUAUUUUAUGAGCACUAUUAGAAUUUUUUGAUAGGGUUUUCCAUCAGUUGGCCUAGAAUCUUCAACUAUAAAGGACCUCAGGACGUAAUUCAUUCUUCCUCUGCUUCAGGACUGGACCACACUCAAGCAUCCACCAUUGGUCUGGCUGGUCAGACUCCCUGUGAUGGCAGGACUGGUCCCAGGCACCCUGGAAACAUUCAGAAACUGGUGUGCCUUUAAAGAGUGAUUCUUUAAAAUGUCAGCACCGUUUAGAGGAACGUGCUAUGAAAGGGGGGGCAGGAGGAGGCUCCCUGGUGGCCAUGCCUCAUUCCUCCUCAACUGUCACAAGCCAUUCAGCUUUGCUCCAAGCUGCCCCGCAGAUCCACCCACUUGCUGAAGUCACCACUCUGAAGUGACCAAGUCUCACAUCCUUCGAUUGAGAAGUACUUUAGCAUCAUCCAUUGUGACUUAGAUCUCUGGUGAGAAGGUGGAGGGAGGUGAGAUGGGGGUGUUGAGUGACUUCAUGAAACCAUUUCUUCCAACACAACCCACUCCCUUUGUGAGAAGAGCUCUGAGAAGUACCGCUUUCCCCAUCCUGUUAAUGGUCCCCAGGACCUAGACAGCCCUAUGGCCUAGCCUCAUCGGCUACUGCCCUGCGAGCCUGUUCCUUAAUUCUGCCACGUGCGGAAGAGUCCCCUGUAUUUAUCGGGAAGCAGAGAAGGAGAGUCAAUGGCUCGUUUCUCCUCUCAGUAAACACAUGAGAAGAGUCUGGCCAACGCAGUGUCAUAAACUCACCAGGGUCAGUGCAAGUGCUGCAACUUAUAGCACAUUUGCUCUAUAAAUGUCAUGAGUUUGACAUUAUAUCAACUAAAUAAAUACCCUCCUUGGACUUUUCAUGUGUAUUAAUUUAAGCAUUCGUGGUACGGUGGUGGUUAUAUUAGGGUUCAGGAAGCCUGGAUUUUGGAUCCUGUUUUGUUAUUAACUUGGUGUGUGACCUUGGGCAAGUGGCUCCAUCAGGCCCCAGCCCUGGGCUGAUAGUCUGUUGGCAGCAGUGGGCGCUGGGAAUUAGUUAAAUAGCUGGGUCUUCGUUAUUUUCCCCCUUAUUUUCUUAACUAUAUUUGGCAAACUUUACAACUCUUUGAGAUUGUGGCCCCCCAUUUAUUCAUUCAUUCAACCAAUUUUUAAUGAGUACCUGCCACGUGCCAGGCACUGUGAACAGAGGGACAGAAUUCAGGAGUCUCGUGUAGCUUGCUUUCUAUUCCUUUUUCCCAUGAAAUAGUGCUUUAUGUGGAAAUUACUAGAAAGUCAAACAAUUUUCCAUUAAUUUUGCUUCCAGUGAGCUAGCUUAUCACUGAAAUUAUUUUCUCAAGAAGUUUGUUACUUCAUUGGUUCAACUUUUUUAGGAAUACAUUCUAAACAGAUACACUGCGUAUCAGCUUAGAUAUUGCUAAAACUAGCUUCAGAAAACCAACCCAUAACAUAGUCUUAAAAACAACACCUCUGCCGAGAUCUUCCUAAGAAUUUGGCUUUUUCAGGGAAUUCGCUGGCGGUCCAGAGGUUAAGACUUCGGGCUGUCACUGCCAUGGGCCUGGGCGCAAUCCCUGGUUGGGGAACUGAGAUCCCUCAAGCCACAGCAGACAAAAAAAAAAAAGAAAAAUUUAGCCUUUUCACUAAAAUUUCAAUUCAUUCAUGAUAGUCAGUGCUCUAAAGGGAGAGAAUGCCUGCAGCCCUAAUUCUAAGCAUUGGUUUCAUUCUGAAAGAGGCUGGGAGUCAUAUGAUUCUUUUUGUACCACCACUGUGUCCUCCUUCCUUCAGACACUGUCCCCAGGUCACUUACACUCAAAGUGAGGUAAGUGGGGAGCAUUUGUUGACUUAAGCGGCCUCUUCUUUAAAGAGUAAGAGGCUCUUAACAGCUACAGUGCAGAGGUUCAAUGGCUCUCCGCUGUCGAAUACCAUUUCAGUUAUCGAUUUCUGAUGCUUGGCGUUGUGUGCCUGACAAAAGGUACAGCCCUGCCAGCGAUGGCUGCCAUUUAAUGAGCACUUACUGUGUGCCAGGCACUGGGCCAAGCGCUUUAAAUACCGUAUCUUAUUUAACAGCGACCAAUGAAACAACUUAUUUCAACGGUAGAAGAUACAGAAAGUUGGGAAGGUCAAGUAACUUUUCCAAGGGCAUGCAACUAGCCAACGGCCAGUUGGCCUCCAAGGCCAGAAUGUGCGAUGCCAAAGGCUGUGUACGUUAAUAGGAUCUGUCCGCAGAGAGCUAGCAGCGGGCUCACGGGGAAGAGCAGUCACGUACAGAUGACAUGCUGCAAGAGGGAGUGAACUACAUAAUGUGCCGCUGUCUCUAAGUAGAAAGAGAGGCCAGAGAAAAAACAAAGUAGUUCCUGCACUGGCAGAUUAAAUUCCUCUCAGAAAACACUUACUGAACAUUCGUGUGAAUGUCUGAUACUAUCAGGGAUGCAAGUUUGAGCAAAAUAUGCUGCUUCUCGAAAGCAGGACUCCUUUUAAGUCCUUGAGGAAGAAAGCUAAGUCACAGGAACUCCGGACAGGAGGGUGCUGUCAUUGUGGUAAAAAGGCCUCAGACCUCGCCGUGACUCCUGGGAGCUGUGGCUUCUGAGCUGGUCCCUUACCAACUCAGGGGAGGCAGCAUAAAGAGGAAGCUUGGGGCGCAAAGGAAGGGCAAGUUCAGGGCACACAGGAGGCAAGGCACGCAGACCAGUUUGGCCAGAACUCCCAGUGUCCCGUCUAGAGGCAGGAAAGAUAGAGCUGGAGAUGUGGGUGGAGCCCAAACAUGGAAAUCCCUGACUGGAAGCCAUUCUUCACGGUGAGGAAUCUUUGUAAAUCUUUUCAUUGGACAGUGACCAUGAUGAAAGGCAGGGGGAAGCAGGACGGGUGGAACAGAGCAGCCGGGAGGGAGGUUCGAAGGGAGGUUUGACGGCGGGGCAUUCAGGGGAAGGGUGCGGAGGGCCUGUUUGGCAGUGGACGGGGUGGUGGGAUGAAGAGAAAACGAGGAGGAAGGGGUGAGUGUGUGAGACCUUAACAGAGAAGCAGCAGUAAGUCAGCUUAACCACGGUGGCCGGAGGAUGCCCUGUGUGCUGGGCUCUGGGCUAUGAAGGAAAUAAGCUGUGCCCUCGGGAAGGUGAGGUCUAAUUAGACAAUAGGUAACUUCCAUCUAAGGGCGGGCUUGUUAGGGAACCUUGGGCUGUGAUGUGGUCCCAGAUCACAGCUGACAGGCUGGGGACAGGCACACUCGCCUUGACGUUCAGGUAGGACAGUGCGUAUCAUUUGUAAAUGGUGAAAAAUAAGUCGUGAUUGCGGUUUCUGUUCCGGCCAUGACAGCCUUGAGGCUGACACUUGGAAGGAUAUUUUUAAUGUAUUUUUUACAAGUACCUAGUAGCGCAUUCCCCGUUCUCAGUGCGGGGUCAUGAGACGGGCGGAUUGGUGACCAACGGUGACAACUUAUUCAUUCUCUCAACAAACAUUUAUUGACCGCUACCAUGGGCCUUGCGGUAUAGAAAGGAAACAUGGGAUUUGGUUCCAUUCAAAGAGACGUGCAGGUGUGCCGGGGAAAUCAGAACCAACACAGGAAGUGGUGGGCGCCCCUGCACCAAUGCGGUGCGUGCGCAGUCUCUUGGGUUGGGGGGAAGUUUGUCCACUUACUCACUGGACGGAUGAACGACAAUUGCUUACAUUUCUACAGCAUUGUAGUGCGGAAACCUAUUUGUUCUGUACAUGGUUCUUUUACUCCUUCCACUAAAUCUGUAGAGCGGGCACCAUUAGCCUUGCUCCGUAAGCGCGCAAAGUGGAGAAGUCUCGACACCGUCCUCGAGCCGCGUGUGGAUGCACGAAGCCCGGACCUGCGCGGCCCACGAUCCCCGGGGGCCUGGGCCGGACCGGGCUGUGCCCGCGCCGAGGCGGUGGACGCACCCCGACCUCUGGAGGCCAAUGUCCGGCGAGCGAAAUGGGGAGGACCCGCCGGGAAAAGCAUCUGCGAAUGACGAGGCGGCUGAUGGGCUGGGUCCUGGUGAUUCGCACCCGCCGCGCACACGUGUCACAUCGUUUCCCGGGCCUUUCCUGGCGCAGAGGCGGGCGCGGGGUAGAAGGUCACCGGCAGCGCAGAGGCACAAAGGCCUGGAAACAGGUCCAGGUGGACGCGAAGGCGUCCCCCUAGCCGCAGGCAGGUCCCCGACACAGCCCCGCUCUCCGUGGUCCUGGUGAGCCCCCUCCUUCCUACCCAGGUCCGCCAGCGGGAUGCAGUCAGCAGCUCCCGCAGCCCGGGGGCCACCAGCGGCUGGACCGCGGCCUGGGGCACCCGGGCGACUGCGGGGACGCAGCCCGGAGCCCAGAGGGUGGGUGGUGGGCGGUGGUUCCGAUGUGGGCGGGGCUCCAGGUGGGCGGGGCCGGAGGCGGUGGCCGUUGCCGGGCUACGGGGCAGCGCGGACCCGCGGCGCCUGGACGUGCCGGGUGUGCGCGCGCGGAGGGGACCCCGGCCCAGCUCCGCACCGAGUGCCGCGCGCUCAGCACGGUUCAGCGCGUACCGGAGCGUCAGAUCGCCGCCGAGACCUGCGGAGCAGCCUCCAGGCACCCGGGAAGAGCUCUUCAACCAGAAAUACAUUUAACGAGAGCAAUGGCUUUCAAAGUGCUACUAGAACAACAGAAAGCAUUUUGCACGGUUGUAGUUUUACUAGCCUGUUUGGCAUGUAGAGUGAUCUGUGAAACAGGAGACUGUGGACAACAGGAAUUCAGGAAUCAGUCAGGAAAUUGUGUUCUCUGCAAGCAGUGUGGGCCAGGCAUGGAGUUGUCCAAGGAAUGUGGCUUUGGCUACGGGGAGGAUGCCCAGUGUGUGAGGUGCUGGCCGCACAGGUUCAAGGAGGACUGGGGCUUUCAGAAGUGCAAGCCGUGCCUGGACUGCGCCCUGCUGAGCCGCCUCCAGAAGGCCAACUGCUCUGCCACCCGUGACGCCAUCUGUGGGGACUGCCUGCCCGGAUUUUACAGGAAGACCAAACUUGUUGGUUUUCAAGACAUGGAGUGUGUGCCUUGCGGAGACCCGCCGCCCCCCUACGAGCCACACUGUACCAGCAAGGUCAACCUGGUGAGGAUCCCGUCCCCGGCCUCCAGCCCACGGGACACGGCCCUGGCUGCCGUGAUCUGCAGCGCCCUGGCCACCGUCCUGCUGGCCCUGCUCAUCCUCUGCGUCAUAUACUGUAAGCGGCAGUUUAUGGAGAAGAAACCCAGCUGGUCCCUGAGGGCACAGGACCUGCAGUACAACGGUUCUGAACUGUCCUGUUUCGACAGACCUCGGCUCAGCGGCCCUGCGCCCCACGCCUGUUGUCAGUGCCACCGGGACUCGGCCCAGACCUGCGCCCUGCCGGCUUUCCUAGGGCCCGUGCAUCGCAUCCCAUCCCCGUGCUGUGACGGGGCCUGCAGCGUCGGCCGGGAGACUCCUGCUUGUAGGGUGCACUCCAAGGCCAUUCUUCAGGACAGAGACACAGGUCCAGCGGGGGAAGCAGUGCCGACUUUCUUUGGGUCCCUUUCGAGGUCCAUCUGUGGCGAGUUUUCGGACGCCUGGCCGCUGAUGCAAAAUCCCAGCUGUGGUGACGACAUCUCUUCUUGCGCUUCUUAUCCUGAGCUCCCUGGAGAAGACGUUCACUCUCUCAAUCCAGAGAGUGCAAGUUCAGCAUCCUUGGACUCAAACAGUAGUCGGGGUCUGGUGGGCGGAGCAGUUCCAAUUCAAGCUCACCCUGAAAGCUUUACAGAAACUACUGAUUUAUCGAGACUCAACAACUCAGUGCCAGAACCAGCGCUAACUCAGGACGCGCUCACUGCCAGAAAUCAGCUGGCUCAGGAGAGAGGAGAUGUCCAUCACCUGGCCACUCAGCCGUCACCCCAGGAGGCCGAAAGGACUUGCUUCUUUCUGCAAUGAAGUGUCGUAUGGAGCCCAAAGGGCAGCCACUCCUCUGCUUAUGGACUCAGCACCGUCUGGACCUCGCAUGGCUUCUGGGGGAAGAAAGUAAAUCUGAACCACACUGAUGGCAUUUUAAGCCUUUCAACCAGUUGCUUCUGAGCCAGACCAGCUGUAAGCUGAGACCUCAAGGAAUACACUCCAAGCACUUCUGAGACUUUGCAUCUUUCCUACACAAGAAGCUUCUACGCUACAGGCUGACUUCAGAGACUGACGGGCCAAGUUUGCAGCCACCGAGCUUAGGGGUAUAAUGAGAAACAGAAAUGCAUUCAUGCUUCUUUUCACGGUGGGGGUGGUUUGCCAAGACUGAAGACCCAGAGUAAAAAUUUUCAUUUACAUUUUCUUUCCAGAAAUAAUUUCAUAUAUCCUACUAAGUCGGCGUCAGAUGAGUUACCUUAGUUCUUAGGUAGCAUGGGUUCAAAAGGGAGUGUUUUUAUUUCCUGAAGGUCACCUUUUCAUCUUCUAAAUAAUUAGAAUAGGAGGUUAGAAUUGACUUCACAUGGCCUGCCUGAGUCUUGGGUUUAUUAGAUGAUGUUAACUGUCCUAACUGGGAAUCAGAAGAGACCAAAUCUUGCAGAAUUGAGGCUUCUCGCCUCAGCCACUGUCUUGCGAACGGCGGCAGAAUUAGUUAACAAGAGGGGCCUGAGUUAGGACAUGUGUUUGGGAAAGGACUGCCCAUCCCUCUGAGUUAAAAACCCCUUAGCGUGCGCAUCCUAGAUUAGCAGAUUUAUGUGAAAAUCCAUUGAUAUGGAAGCAUUUGUUACUUCUGUCCCUGGGACUGAGCUUAAAAGAUGCAGAAUUUCUCUUUUAUAGAGAAUCGGUAUUUAUAAUGAUCUUUUAUUUGCAUCGUAUUUUAUACUAAAGGCUUUAGAAAUGACAACAUAUCAGGUUUCCCUGCUACUGAAGCAUGACACCAGGUGAGUAGUCUUAGGAGACUCUGCAUAUUAGGACCAGAAGAAAAAGCACAGCUUGUAGGCAGCGUUUAGGUGAAUGGAUUAUAACUGCCAUACGGGGCUCCCACCAAUCUCCUAAGCUUCUUCAGCACAGUAAUUCCCACCGUAGCCCAACGGCGCUGGACUUAAGAGUCUGGUGCUUCUAUGAAGGCGCUCCAUCCCCUACCACCUUGGUAUUUACCGACUAGAAUUAGCUCUAGAGCUGAGACAGAAAUAACCCCGCUCAGUCAUGAACCAGGGGAUGGUUCGUUGGCUCGCCUCUGCGCCCUGGAGAGGAAUUAUUUGAGCAGAAUUUAUUUUUUUCCUGCUUGAACAUACGUGAUCAGCUCUGGCUGUUGUCUUUUAAGUGAUUACUAUUAGCUCUGUCCCAUUUGCACUUAAAAAAGAAACAGACCUUUGAACAUCCCUGUGUUAGAGAAUGCUGAGAUAUUUUGUUUCCAAAUCAGUCUUCUACCUGACAUUUAAAGUGAGCAUUAGAGGGUAUUCCUGGGCAGUCCAGUGGUUAGGAUUCAGCACUUUCACUGCCGAGGGCCUGGGUUCAAUCCCUGGUCAGGGAAUUAAGAUCCCGCAAUAGAAAUCUGCCUUUUCCAAGGACAUUUUUAUCUUCCCUCUUAUUGCCCCGUGCUUUGCUCUCUUGCAGUAGUGAGCUCUCACGAGGCCUUUUCCUCGUGCUGGGACUGUCCCUCCAUCUGCAGCUCAGGAUCCCUGUGCGGACAUGAGCUCACGGUAUGUCGUGCACGUGACCUCCGUGCCUUUGACUGAAAUGGGAAAUUAGAGGGUCUCAUGGUAAGGCACAGCCUUUCCUGUCUACCUGGUGUCCAGUCAUAGUUGAUUGACUUUCUUUUUUCUCUUCCUUUUUUAGCCUAAACCAAUGGUUCCUAAGCUCGGGUACUCACCAACUCUUCUGAGACUUGCCCUUAGGAAAUAUAUGUAAGGUAUUUAGGACCUGAUCACAAGAGGUCCACGAAAAUGCAAGUUUCACUGUAAGUCACAUGUGUGCCGUUCGUAGUUUGUAAUCUGAUCACUUUUGUGGUGACAGAGGGGUGAUCCAAGUAGGCCAGGGCUGUGCUCCUUUUUGUAACCCGAGUAUAUUUUCCACACGCAGAGCCCUCUUCAACUUCAAAGGCAAAAACCCUUGCAGGAGAAAGCUGAGAUUGAUGGGAAUGAGACUUCGGCCACAAAUCCUGAAACAUCACUUUUGAUCAAUAGAGAAACACUUAGGGUUAAAAAAUUGAUCUCAUUGGAUUCUGCAUUUGAAAAAUCCUGGAUUAUUUUGUUGUGGACCAUUUUUAAAGUCUUUAUUGAACUUGUUACAAUAUUGCUUCUGUUUUAUGUUUGGGGGUUUUUUGACCCCAAGGCAUGUGGGAUCUUAGCUCCCUGACCAGGGAUCGAACCCACACCUCCUGAAUUGUAAGGCGAAGUCGUAACCACUGGACCGCCAGGGAAGUCCCGAUCCUGGGUUAUUUUUAUCCAGAGGAAGACAGUUUACUGCCAUGUGCUAUGGAAGCAUACAAUGAUGUUAUAGUCUGCACUCUUUGUCAAUGCUGUAGAGGACAAUCCAGUUGGCAUUGCAUGUCAAUAUCCUGCAGAACUCAGCUGCUAGGGUGCUGCUGCCAGGAACCGCCAUCAGCUAGUAACAGGGCUGGGAGUGCGGGUGCUUGAGACUUGCGGCACUGCAGAAGCUCACUGACAAGGAUGAGACCAGGGUUGGAGAACAAGCACAUAAAGGCGUGGGGUUUUCUAAUCUUGUGUGUAUGGAAUGUAUUUUUCAAAUGUAGAUUUUUCUACUUUAGAUAAAGUGUUAAUGUUGCCGUUACCUAGGUUAAGCACUAUUGUCUGUGCUAGUAAAAAAAAAAAAAAAAAAAAGAAAAGGAAAAACUAUCCAUCAUUGCUUUAAGGCAGUCAGCUCGCAUCAGUUUAGACCCCAUCAUGACUGUUUUGCAUACUGGAAUUGAUACAUUUGUAAAUGUUGGUUUUCUUACAUAACUAGUUUUGUAAGACCUUUUUUUUAUUUGUGAAUAAAAUUGUUACCUGGUAUUCUUAUCGA